Messenger RNA from Marmota monax (woodchuck), 8750 nucleotides. RefSeq names its product CDP-diacylglycerol synthase 2 (gene Cds2). Gene Ontology annotation, molecular function: phosphatidate cytidylyltransferase activity. The record is from RefSeq and is a predicted model, not a curated record. Gene Ontology annotation, cellular component: endoplasmic reticulum membrane. The transcript is spliced from 13 exons. NCBI's taxonomy places the organism in Eukaryota, Metazoa, Chordata, Mammalia, Rodentia, Sciuridae. Bases 274 to 1611 code for a protein of 445 amino acids.
CUCUCUCCGAAACUCUUCCCUGGAGGAGGAGCGAUUGGGAAGGCCGGGUCCUCUCGGCUCCGGUGGAAGAGCAGCGGAGAAGCUGGGCGGAGCUCCAGGGCUGGCGACCGGGCUGCGGAGGGGCCUGCGAGCCGCUGCUGAGCUGCGGAGUGCUCCGGCGGGCGAGCGAGCGAAGUUGGCCGAAGGAGUCCGCCCGUGUUCGAGCUGAGCUGAGCUGCACGCUCCGGCGGCUGCGCUGCUCGCCAGUGGCUACGUCGCGCCGGGGUCUCCAGCAUGACGGAGCUGAGGCAGAGAGCGGUUCGCGAGCCGGACUCACCGCCCGAGGACAAGGAAUCAGAGUCAGAAGCAAAGGUAGAUGGAGAGACUGCAUCAGACAGUGAGAGCCGAGCGGAACCAGCUCCCCCGCCAACCUCCGUAGAUGACACCCCAGAGGUCCUCAACAGAGCCCUUUCCAAUUUGUCUUCAAGAUGGAAGAACUGGUGGGUGAGAGGCAUCCUGUCUUUGGCCAUGAUUGCAUUUUUCUUCAUCAUCAUUUACCUGGGACCAAUGGUUUUAAUGAUGAUUGUAAUGUGUGUUCAGAUUAAGUGUUUCCAUGAGAUAAUCACUAUUGGCUACAAUGUCUACCACUCCUAUGACCUGCCCUGGUUCAGGACCCUCAGCUGGUACUUUCUACUGUGUGUAAACUAUUUCUUCUAUGGCGAGACAGUGACGGAUUACUUCUUCACCCUGGUCCAGAGAGAGGAGCCUUUGCGGAUUCUCAGUAAAUACCAUCGAUUCAUUUCUUUUACCCUCUAUCUAACAGGAUUCUGCAUGUUUGUACUGAGUCUGGUCAAGAAGCAUUACCGACUGCAGUUCUACAUGUUUGGGUGGACCCAUGUAACAUUACUGAUUGUUGUAACUCAGUCGCAUCUCGUUAUCCACAAUCUGUUUGAAGGAAUGAUCUGGUUCAUUGUCCCCAUUUCUUGUGUGAUCUGUAAUGACAUCAUGGCCUAUAUGUUUGGCUUUUUCUUUGGUCGGACUCCACUCAUCAAGCUUUCUCCAAAGAAGACCUGGGAAGGCUUCAUUGGGGGUUUCUUUGCUACUGUGGUGUUCGGCCUUCUGCUGUCCUACGUGAUGUCUGGGUACAGGUGCUUUGUCUGCCCUGUGGAGUACAACAACGACACCAACAGCUUCACUGUGGACUGUGAGCCCUCGGACCUGUUCCGCCUGCAGGAGUACAACAUUCCUGGAGUGAUCCAGUCAGUCAUUGGCUGGAAAACAGUCCGGAUGUAUCCCUUCCAGAUUCACAGUAUUGCCCUCUCCACCUUUGCCUCACUCAUCGGCCCCUUUGGCGGGUUCUUUGCAAGUGGAUUCAAACGAGCCUUUAAAAUCAAAGACUUUGCCAAUACCAUUCCUGGCCACGGAGGCAUCAUGGAUCGCUUUGACUGCCAGUACCUGAUGGCCACCUUUGUCAAUGUAUACAUUGCCAGUUUUAUCAGAGGCCCUAACCCAAGCAAAUUGAUUCAGCAGUUCCUGACCUUGCGACCAGAUCAGCAACUCCACAUCUUCAACACGCUCAAGUCUCAUCUGACUGACAAGGGGAUUCUGACAGCCACCACAGAGGACGAGUAGGGGCCACCCAGGGCUAGGAGAGCAGGAGCAGAACUGAGUGCAGGGCAGGUCUCCAAGGCAAGCCCAGCUGCUGUGACUUAGACAAUGACAAGCUUCAACUCACUGUCUUUUUUUUUUUUUUUGGUUGGGGGGGGGGCAGGUUUUUUGUUUUUUUUUUUUAAAAUUUGUGGGUUAAAAAAAUAUGUAUAUACUGUCUUUGUGUUUAUGAUUUGGAUUGCGAGUAAACUGUAGUUGAGUUGGAAAUAAGUCAUGAGGGCAAAACCAUUUGGGUAUAUUUAAACAGAAGUAUUGAACAACCUGGAAGACAGUGUUGCCCAGCUCAGGAUGUGAUCCCUAUCAAGCUGUUACUGGACCCAAUGAGAGUGGCAUUCAUCUGUGUGAACCCAUUUAGGUGGCUCUCCCACUAGUGCUGGGCACACGGCUUGGACACUUGCUGUUCUUGACAGCAUUCACUGGCUCUUCUCUACCAGUGCCUGCCUGGGAGCUGUGGAGGGUUGCCUUCUCUAGGCUGAAGGAAUGGAGGCUUAUUGAUCAGAGGAGCAUUCUGUCCACAUUGAAGCCCUGCAGAGGCUGAAAGAAGCUCUGCUUUAUGUAUGGUUUCACUUCAUUUCAGACUGAAAGAAGGUUUUAGUUUUUAUUUUUAUUUUUGAAAGCAUGAAAAAUUAUUUAUGAUAGUCUGGAAAAAACCCACACUGUAAUAUUUCAAGUGUAUGCAGUAGAAGCACUGUAACUGAGCCCCUUCCCAUGAUUUAGGCUCCAGUGUCUCCUGGAGGACAGUCCAGUGAACUUUGUCUUUUCAGGGCUGAGGCCGUUGGCAUUUGUGCUGUAGACUUGCUGCUGAGUCCUUCCUGGGGGCCCUCACUGGGGACCCUAACCGGAGGCAGGGAGAGAGGGCUUUUGGUUUGCACACCCCUCGCUGAACACCAUGUAGCUGCUGUGUUGUGUAUAUAUUACUCUUGAGGCAAGUAUGUGUCUAUGUUUGUUCUAAAACACCCUUAUUUCUUACCAUGAUUUCAGUUAUACCAUGACUUGUUCAUUGAAACCAUAAAGUCCUGCUAAAAACUAUGGCAUAACUAACCUAUGAGAGGCCUGGCUAUUCUGAAGAUUAAAUGUAUACUUUUUAUAUAAUGUGACCAGUUUAAAUGUAGUGUGUAUUUUACUGGGGACCUUUUGUUGUAGUUACUGUUUGUGUAAACUGGUUUAUUUUUCCCCCUCCCUACUCAUCAGGGCGAGAUGGGCUUUGGGAAAGUGAUUAGUUCUUUGGCCAAUGCAGUCAAGCACAGGGGAGAGAACCUGGUGUACAGAUGUGUUAAAAUUAUUCCAUGGCAUGGUUGCUUUCAUUGCCAGUGACAGCAGGACUUGCUUCAGCACCUUAGUCUGGUUUGAUUUAUGCUGUGAGUAAACUACAGCUCUGAGUUGGAAAGUCACUGGGGUAAGACCAUUGGGUUUUUAAAACAAAGUUUUGAAGAACCUGGAAGACGGUGUUACCCCCCUUUGGAAGUCUGGUUGGUUCUGGCUCCAAGUGUGGUUUUUGUUUUUUUUUUUAAAUGUUGGCCUUCCUGCCUCCUGAAGGCUCAUAAUCAGCCAGGUGACUGAAGCAUCCACAGGGGACUCUAGAGCCCUCACAGUGUUUGAACUCACAUAUCUGUGUGAUCCCUCCUCGUGGGUGUGAAGCAGCUGUUUUUCACUGAACUGUCACUUUAGUUUCAGCUUCAUGGUUUUUCUUUUUUGGGCCCAAGGUCCCCUUAAGAACAAAACAUGUUAUGCUGGAGGUUUAUAUUCUGGCUAUGUGUUCCUGGGCAGGAAGCCUCACUGUAGGGUCCUCAUUUUCUGAGCUUCUUCUAUUACACUGUUCUGUGAUUCCCCAGAGCAAGUUCUUAUUACUCAUGGGCACCCGAAAAGGAAAUGCUUUCAGGUCUUUUCUAAAUGUUUGUCCUCAAGAUGUGUCAGUGUCUUAGCAACUAAUCUUCAACAGUGAUUAGGAGUGAAAUUAGUUUUCUGAUUAAAGAAUGAACUUGGAUCACCAAACUAGGUAUAGAAGGGUACCUCCUUUGUCUCUUGUGGCCUCAUUGUGGGCAAGUGGUGGGGUCCUUAUGAACGGAGGGGGAGAGGGUAUCUCAGUGGGGGCCCAGGAGUAGGGACUCACUCUGAAACCAGGCUGCCUUUGGAUGGGGGAGCCUGGGGCCAGCAGCUGAGGGUUACCCUCCUUUGUGGAAGUGGUCACUGACAGAGGAUCCUGGGAAACUAAAGCUGGAUACUCACUAGCGCUGUCAGCAAGAGGCCAGAGUGGCAGCUGGGUUUUUUUUUUUCUGAUUUCCCUAAGUGCUUUCUAGUGGAGGAGGAAUUUCCCAGUCAGGUGGAGAGGAGAGCAAUGCCACCUUGUGUCUGUAUGACAGUGUUUCUUUCUCCCACUUUCAGACAAGCUCCAGAGACUAUUUUAACAUGCUCCCAAGCAGAUCCUAGUGACUUGCGCAACCUGUUUUAGACCCAUUUUUUUUUGGUCAGAAAUAAAAUGUGACUGGAACUGUGUGCCCUCCCUUGUCAUGAAUCCAGUAUUUGUCACCUCCAUGCUUAGUUAUGUGUGUGUCCCACUUGUUUAUGUAUUCAUAAGUAGUAUGUAGUCCUGAUUCAGAAAUUUUUGCUUUGUUUUGCAAUUUGUAUCCCAUACAUUCCCAGCAGCCUUCUGAGGUAACCGAGAGAGCCACGAACAUCUUCCCAAGAGAGAGCUUCCGCAGGGUAAUAAGGUGGAGUCGGGACUAUCUCCAUCUCACACUGUGAGCCCCACAGGACAAGGACGGCUGGUGCCUCAGCCAGCUCCACCUGAAAUGUUACAGCAUUCUCCCCCUGAGGCUCAGGAGGCCUGGCCCCUGCCAGGUUGGAGCUUCAGUUGCUGUUAGCUCACCCUGGUGAAAUAAGGAGAUGACGAACUAACCAGGGCUGACAUGGAGGCCUGGGCCUGGGCAUCCCUGGUGAGUUCCACUUGGGCUGCUCACCAUGCUUGUGGGGUUCUGAAGUUUCCCUUUGCUGGUGUGUGCCACCCUCUUAAAUGCUUCCAACACCAAGAAACGCACACAAUUGUGUUUACUCCUGAAAGUGAAGCCUUGAAGACAGCUGGGCCUUAUUAUGUUUAUUCCUUUUUUGCCUGUUUCAUAUUCGGAACCAUUUAGUAGCUGUAGUGUAAUCACAUUUACAAAGUAUUUAUUCUUAAUGUUGUAUAGUUCUACAGUGUAUGUGGGAGGUGAAGCAUACCUUUAAACUACAUACAGGUGAACUUUGACAUGGACUUUUAUCCUAUAACUUGAUCUGUAUUAUUCAAGAAAAUUCCAGAAAAUAUAUUUUAAGGGAAAGUACACAGACCCUGUGACUUGUGUGUAGGCUAGUUGUAGAAUUGGCAGGAGGCUAAUUUGAACGGAUCUCCAAGUUCAGCUCCUCACCGUGGGCCUCAGUAAGCUCAGGUCCAUCCGCUGUUGAGUGUAGGGUGGGGAGAAGGUGAAAAACUCAUGGUGCAGAGCAUCCUUUCUAGGAAGACUGUAGCGUGCUCCCUAUGAAGCCAGCCCAGGUGGAUGUCCAAGGGAGAUUUCAUCACUCUGCCAAAUGUGGUAUGUCACUGUCCAAAUCUCUCCCUGUUCUAGUAAUAUCUUAGGUACCUUUGUCUUCUGUCUUUCAGAGUAACUCCACCUUGGCAUAUGGUUGUGCACACUGUGCUUACAUGUGGAAAAAGGGGUGAAGUGGGAAGGGUGAUUUUUUUUUUUUUUUUUUUUGAAUCCAGGGUUCCUUUUCUUCUCAGGUAAGGGUGGGGGAGAUGUCCAGGUGACCGUCAUAGACACAUCACAAGACAGUAAGCUGGUUAUGGACUCUAUACUUGUCUGGAACACAGGAUUCCACAAAGGGCAGCAGGGUCACACUGUCAGCAAAUUCUUGGUCAGAACCUCAUAUUCCUUUUUUAAUCAUGGUCAAAACCAACUUCCUUUCCCCUUUAUCUCUGUCCUCAGGGCUGCCCAGCUUCCAGUUUUUAAGGAGUUGAACAGCUGUGACUUCCUGUCUCAGUUUGUGGUGUUAGAUGGGGGCCUUAUGGCACAGUCCAUAGAGGGUACGAGGGUUUGGAUCCAGUAGUGAUGAAGGGUCCUCAUUUAAGGGCUCUGCUGGGCCUACUUCUCCUUGAGCCUGGGCUCUCCCAACCCACAUCCCUUGGAAGAUGGCCCAUCCUCACAGGCAGAUGACUAGCUACUGUUUCCAUUUGAGUGUGGCCCACCUUUCUGCCCCUUCCAUUUCCCACAAGCCUCACUUUAGGUUGACCAUGGUGACGGCUUUUGAUGGAGAUUGUAUUUUCCAAGGCCAGACAUUACCAUUUUGAGGGCAAUUUAGGAGGAAUAUUUUGGAUGCUAGAGUGGAAGGGUUUUAGGACAUGUGGGUGAUUUAUGAGAAUAAAAGGGGUAGAAUAUGUGAAGUCUAGGGCUUUAUGGCCAGUGGGUUUCAAAUCCACUUGUUGUUCAAAGACCCUGCUCCCACUCCUUUGCCAGUGCCUAUUCUCUGCUUCUCCUUAUUCUCUAGCUAACGUGACAUUAUCAGUGUAUUUAUUAAUGAUUGUAAUCAUACAGUGCUUAAUAUGUGCCAAGCACAGUGCAGAAGGUUUGCAUACAUUAUUCCCUUAAAAACAUAAACCAGCCUUGGAUUAGGUUCCCAUUUUGCAGAUGCAGAAACUGAGGCUCUGUGAGGGAGGCUGAGAGCAUUGGUUAAGACAGACUUCAGGCUGGGAUAGCGUGAGCUGUGGGCAGAUUGCUAGUCUACUGUCAGCCUCCACCUCUCUGACCCAGUUGGAACUGAAAUUGAUCAAGAGGAUUUAAUGGGAUAAUGUGUGCCAACAUUUAGCUCGGUGUCUGGCACAUAGUAAGCGCUCAAUAAAUAGUAAUUUUUUUGAGCUCAGCUGGCAGUUUGACCCACACUGGUAUAAUGCCAGAGACUGGGUUCUUGGCUAUCACACUGCCACUGCCGUGGACACAACCUGAUGCUCACGGUUUGGAAAGUGACUGCACAGUCCUUCUGAGAGUAGUAGUCCAACUGUAGCACCCUACUUGAGCAUCUUGGUGGUUUACACAUUGUUUAGGAGGCACACCUGAUCAAAGGAAAGAGGGCUUUAGGAUGUUCAGAAGUUCUCAGUUCAUAGCGGGAGUGGCUUGCCUGAGAGUUGUCCGCUUGCUGUGGCCUUGGUCUGGACUGCCCAUGGGGGAGAGGCCGUUUCCUCUUGCCUGGAGGUGCCUCUGCUCUGGACAGUGAGAGCUGUUUCUGACUCAUUCUGGACUCCACUUCCUACCCUGGCUAAGCUCUGUGCACACAGCUCAGGAACCUGUAGUUUCCUGGAUGGUUUCAGGGGCCAAGAAGAGUGAAGAAAACAAACUUGUGCUGAAGCAGGUUACGUCAGCUGGAAGCCUCGAAGCUCUGUCCCUAUCCUUAAGCGGUAACAAGUCGGCCUUGUUUUUGUGUUUUCCUGAAGGCAUUAGGAUAGAGCAGGUGAGGACAGGUGGUGUGGAUUGUUUCUCUUGGAUUCUGGGUUAGCAAAGCAUUCAGUGAAUGAAGGGAGAACAGGCACUGGAUUAAGUGAAAAAUGUUUCUUUAACUUAGUUUCUGAAUGGAGACAAGGGAGUUGGGGGAUGUGUUGAAGUGGAGGUGUCCUUACUCUGAAGGAAUGAUUCUGGCCAGUGGAUCCAGGGGAUUCUUACGCCGGUUGAAUGAUCAUGUAGAACUAAUGGCUUGACUGGGGACUGUUUGUUGGGUGUAGUGAGCCCCUAAGGCCCAUUGCUAGAAUUUAAAUAUUGGUUUCUUCCCUUCAGUUCAUGAUUGAGGGUGAUGAUAAUGACAGUGGUUGUGGAGGUUUUUAGUAAACAGCUACUGAUCUGGGCUUGUCCUGGAGGCCCUCGUGUCUUUUCAGUAUCCUACCCCUGACACUUCCUCCCUCCUUGUGCUAUCUACCAGGCCCAGGCAGCCCUUUAUCUGGAGAGGGUGGCUGGAUACCCGGUGGACCGUCCUGCAGUGCUCUCCCAGGCACUGGGCAGGCCUCGCUCUCAGCUCCUAGAUGACUUCCCUUUUCUCCAAGUAAAAUUGUGUUUGCUGGUGUGAGCCACACAGCCAUCUCUUUCCUCAGUACUGGAACACCUUCUCACCUCCAUUAGGUUCAUGCACAGGUUCUCCUGGGUUUUCUCGGAAGAACACCAGUAUACAAAAGAGGUUAAGAACAAAAGUGGGCAGAACAUGCAAGCAUUUUGAGUGUCCUUUGUGUGUGGGUUCCUUUGAAAUCCUCUGUACACAGAGCUAGGAGCUUUAGUAAGCCCUGUUUCUGCCCUACAGUGUGCUGGCUGGGUGUCUGGGGCUGAUUACCAAGACAAAGAGCUGAGCAGACAUUGGGCCAGUGAAACCAAAGGACUUGGAAGCAGGGGAGAUCAGGGACUAGGAAGCAGCAAAUUGUUCUUGUCUAAGGGACUCCUGAGACACUGAGAGGGCAGAGCAGGGGCCUGGAGUUCUGCACUGAGGAUAGACUCUUAACAGGCCAGCUGAGUACUGACGGGCCCCAGUGGCUUGUGGGUGUGGGGACCAGGAAACAACUCAGAAAACCCAUCCAUGGUGAUUUGAAGCUCAUGAAUUAUCUAGCACUGAUACUGAUACCAAAUUUUAAUAUUUAUUGAUACUUAAUACCUUCCAAAAUAGGAGGGGUAGGUCAAAAUGAUAGAGACAGGGUGGAGCACCCCCAGGGCAGAUUUUUGGCUCCCCCUUUGUAUGGAGGGACUUGGUGGCAUUGAGUUGUCUUGCACUGGAUAGGCUGGGUGUUGACAGUGUUCAUGUUCUCAGACACAGCAGCCUGAAAGCAGCUCUUGGGUGCGUAGAGCCCGAUAGGAGUCCUUUGGUCUCUCAGAUAGGCAUGUACUUGUGCGCUCCUACUGUGCCCUUUACCCACCUUGAUGUUUCACUAAAUCAGUGUUUUUGCCACAGCUGAUCUUUCCUGUGCACUUCUGAUUAGUGUUGAACAAUACAUGUAGGUUCUUUUUGAACGAAGUGUACAAACAUGAUAUACUGUACAUUGAAAAGUAUUUACCUUAUUUAUAUACCUGAGUGUUCCUACUACACAAAUAAACAUAUAUUAAAUUCUA